AUGGCCGAAGCUGCUCCGCCAACCGGUAUGGGCAAUCGCCAACUUCGAGAGUGGAUCCAGGAGAUCCUCCUCAACCCGAGCCUCAGGAUUCUCCAUGACAAUAUCCUGGGCCUGGGAGUUGGUACUGGGGGGACGGGGGACGGCCUCCGCCAAAAGCCUCGCCACAGAGCUGGCUCUGCCAAGGGCAAGGACAAAGGUCGCUGGGGUACCUCUUUCUACGACACCAGCAGCGAGGAGUUUUCCAGUGGCGGUGCUGCAAAAGGGGCCUCCCUACCGGUACCGCCGACAGCAAAAGGGGGCUUCCAAAGGAAGCGCCGCCUCCCCCCCCCCGCCGAGCUCAAGUCGGCUGCAUUUUUCCAGCAUCGGAAGCCCUACAAGGCCCCACCGAAGGCACGUCCCAGCAGCACGUCCUCGGCUGUGGAGAACCUAAUGGGCUUCAUCGGUAUGGCUGCAAUGGGAACUGCCAGGAUGAGACGACCAUCAAAGCGAACCAGUGUUCUGGAUGUGGAUGCUGGCGGCCAAGACAUGGGUCUCUCAUCAAUAACGGCCCUGCCCCCGACGACCUGCUGGUGCACCCGAGGGCGUCCACAGCCCCUGUUGUGCUCAAUCGCCGGGCACAGCGGAAAGGCAUCCGCCAAAGCCUGGGAGUCAUUUCGGACUGGGGCCUGUUUGGGAGGCCCUUUGUCUGGCUUGGAUGAGGACGAGCAGAUGGAAGAGGAAGGCGUCACCGCCCUCUGCCGCUACAGCCGCACCGCCCCCAGCCUGCCGGAGCCGAAGUCCGUCUACUUCGCCAAGAAAGGCCUUGGAAAAGGUAAGGGUAUGGGCGCACUGCCCGAGGGACCUCUGCCCCCUACUCCAGCCACCCCGAAAAGCUAUGCUUCGGGAACUUCGCUCUUGUGGGCGCACCACCACCGGCGUCUGGUGGCCUUCAGCCUGUGGUCGACCCGCCCCAAGGGCCAGCUCCGAAGAAGACUGGCUCUGCCUUGGACCAUCUUGGUCAUGUGCCGCAGGGCCCUAUGCGGGUUGCAGUCAUGGGGGCGCGUGGGAGUGAUCUUCAUCCGUCGAGUGGCACAAGAUAUCCUGCACUGGGCGCACCGCCGAGGCCACAUGUCCCGGAUCCAUCUUGCAAAUCGGGACAAUCCAUGCUUUAUGGACCUACAGGAGGCACAUCCGGAACCUCAAGGCGAUCUACCGCCCCUCAGCCCUGCGACCGGAGACCAUCGCCCCCUGUUCACCUUUCAGGACUUCCUGAGGAACCCCAGCCUUGGUCAACAUUACGGGGGGAAUGAGGGGCCACCUCGCCCAGGCCGUGCCGCCCUACCCUGCAUUUACCCGGCCCCGCUCCGCCUGCUCCCGCUUGCAGAGACCUAUGCGGAAGCGGACCAAGCCCAGAAUGUUAUGGGCCGGUGGGCUAUGCAGAUCUUGGGCAAUGGGCCGGCAGUUCCGCCAGAUGAGGGCUCCGGGAACGCUGGCAAGAGAGCCACGCACUGGUACUGCAAAAGGUGCUCCUAUGGGGUGCCAAUCACCCGCACGAUUUGCACCAUGUGCAACCGUGACAGGGAGCAAUGCGUGGUAUCUGAUGACGAGGAACCGGAGGAUGAUGUCGUCCUCAACAAAGAGGAGCUCGAGGAAGUUGCCCGGCUCGAACGAGAAUGCGCGGACCUGGAGCAAAGGAUGAGAGGCCUCAACGCCGGCCAGCAGCGGGCACUCCUGGAAAACCUCGCGAACAGCUCGAGUGCCGUGAUGGGAGGGCUUUUGGCCGAUACCAUCAGGCGCACCGCCCAGCUACGAGGGCAGAAGGGUAAAGGGGGGUCCAGCAAUGUCAAGGUGAGGGCAUCCAACGACACUGCUCGCAACGACCCCAAGUACCUGGCCGAUUUGGAGGCAGGUGUAUCCACGGCAGUGGCGUUUCAACGCCAUCGCUCCCGACUUCGUGCCGUACAACACCAGGUGGCCCAGGGCAAUGUGGCGUUACAGCCCCGUGCCACUCCCCUGCAGAGGGUGAGGGCGCUACCGCCCAUGAUGAGCUUGGGCCGCUCCCAUCGCCUUUAUCUCCUCAACAGAUUGGAGAGACUUGAAAGGCGGGGAGUCACCUGGACCCAGGAGGAGCAAUUCCUCGAUUACUUGGAGGCGAGAGUCAAUGCGGAUGCAGAGAGAGCGGAGCCCACAACCGCUUCCAAAUCCGCAGGUGCUCCACCCCCCCAGGUGUACCACCUCAUACUGGCACUACAGCGAGCACCCCGUCGGGAACCUCUUCUGCACCAUCGGGUACAACCGCGGACGGGCGGCCAGAACCUCCCCCACCUCGUUCCGAUCAGCCGGAAGAUCGAGAAGCUGGGCGGCCAGUGCCUCCGGACCAAGGUGACGAUCAGCCGGGAGCCCAACCCUCAGCUCCUUCUACAACGCCUGAGGGAGGUGAUGCUGCAGGUGACACCGCCCCAGCUGGGAACGAUUUACCGGCUGAUGAUUCAGCACAAA
This is a messenger RNA of Symbiodinium sp. CCMP2592, 2478 nucleotides long. Lineage: Eukaryota; Dinophyceae; Suessiales; Symbiodiniaceae. The record is from the annotation of a GenBank genome assembly.